GUCCGAGGGUAGAAAGAGUGCCAGGAGGUUCAAAGCACUUGGGUCUUUUUGUACUAGGUCUGAGCCCCUGGCACCAUGUCCCGAGUCUCAGUGCCCUGUCACGUGAAAGGCACUGUAUCCUUACAAGUGGGCGACAUGAGGAGCUCCCAAGGUCGUCCUGGCGUGCUGGUCAUCGAUGUCACCUUCCCUAAUGUCGCGCCUUUCGAGUUGCAGGAGAUCACAUUUAAAAAUUACUACACAGCCUUUGUGAGCAUCCGUGUCCGUCAACACACCUCAGUGCACACACCAAGCAAAUGGGUGACCUGUCUACGGAACUAUUGUCUGAUGCCUGACCCACACAGUGAAGAGGGAGCGCAGGAUUAUGUAUCCUUGUUCAAGCACCAGAUGCUGUGUGACGUGUCCAAAAUACUGGAGCUGCGUCUGAUUCUGCGACAGCCAUCACCACUAUGGCUAUCAUUCACAGUGGAAGAGCUACAAAUCUACCAUCAGGGACCUAAGAGUCCUUCUGUGGCCUUCCCCAAGUGGCUCUCCCAUCCAGUGCCCUGUGAACAGCCUCCUCCACUCCCUGAGGGUCUUCCAGACCCCAGCCGAGUAUCCUCCGAAGUACAGCAGAUGUGGGCACUGACAGAAAUGGUCCGGGCCAAUCACACUUCUACAAGGAUCGGCCGCUUUGAUGUGGAUGGCUGUUAUGACCUGAAUUUACUUUCUUACACUUGAAUGGAAACUCCUCCCUGAGACUUGGAUCCAUCGAGGCUUGAGCCACCAGAAACCACAGAAGCCUUUUCCCUGUGUAUUUUGAGUAUUGCCUGACUGUGUGUUCUGGUUUGGGCCACGCACAAAGAUUCAAAACUCACCCGGCUCACUGAAUAGCUUCAGUAUGACUUCCUGACUGGGGUUGGGGUGGGAGGUUGCACUGUGUCUUUGCCUGCAAUGCAAUCCCUUCUCCUACCCUGCAAAUAUACAAAUAAGAAUACUUA
Dipodomys ordii (Ord's kangaroo rat) is the source of this 977-nucleotide messenger RNA. It is a transcript of the gene Nicn1, whose product is annotated as nicolin 1. Gene Ontology annotation, cellular component: nucleoplasm. The record is from RefSeq and is a predicted model, not a curated record. The transcript is spliced from 6 exons. NCBI's taxonomy places the organism in Eukaryota, Metazoa, Chordata, Mammalia, Rodentia, Heteromyidae. Bases 76 to 717 code for a protein of 213 amino acids.